AUGAAUUUUUCAUCCGUCAACGAUACUGUAAUUAUAAUUGGGAAUCAGCGGGACAACUUCAGCACAGCUGUGACCAAGAAUGUCAUCAUCACAGCUCUCUGCAUCUCCAUCAACUACAUCAACGGUACUUUGGUGUACACUUUCAGAAAGCACCAGAUCUUCUACACAAACCCUCGCUACAUUCUGUUCAUCCACCUGGUGAUUAAUGACAUGACUCAGCUGGCCCUGUCGACCCUCCUCUUCAUCAUCAGCUACACCCUUCACACAAUCAGCGUGUCGCUCUGCCUCAUCCUGCUCAUCACCACCAUCCUCACCACCCUCAACACCCCGCUGAACCUGGCCAGCAUGGCGGUCGAGUGCUACGUCGCCAUCUGCAUCCCACUCCGUCACGGGCAGAUCUGCAUCGUCAGGAACACCUACAUCCUGAUCGGUAUGAUCUGGAUCGCGAGCGGGUUCUCCAUCCUGCCAGAUCUCUUCAUCCUGCUGGCCACGGAGCCGCUGCACUUCUUUCACUCUAAAGUUUUAUGCUCCAGAGAUUUUGUGUUCAGGAGCUCUUACAGCGUGAAGAAGAGGGACGCUUCGCACAUCGUUUGUCUCGUCCUGGUUUGGGUCACACUCUUCUACACCUACUUCAAGAUUCUCUUUGCUGCCAAGGAAGCGACUGUGGACAUUAGAAAAGCCAGAAACACUAUUCUUCUUCAUGGUUUUCAGCUGCUCUUAUGUAUGCUCACGUACGUCAGACCCAUGUUUGCACAGGGUCUGCUCUAUUUUUUCCCCAAAGAGUACCGGGCUAUACGCUUUGCCUGCUACAUCAUGAUCCAGAUCCUGCCACGGUUUGUUAGUCCCAUUGUCUACGGACUACGAGACCUGACCUUCAGGAGACACACGAGGAGGCACCUGCUCUGUAAAGUGAGCGUGAAGAACCACUCGGUAAAUGUCCCCAUCAAACACGAGGCCUAA
Molecule: messenger RNA, 960 nt
Organism: Plectropomus leopardus (leopard coralgrouper)
Lineage: Eukaryota; Metazoa; Chordata; Actinopteri; Perciformes; Serranidae
Product: odorant receptor 131-2-like
Biological process (GO): G protein-coupled receptor signaling pathway; detection of chemical stimulus involved in sensory perception of smell
Cellular component (GO): membrane
Molecular function (GO): G protein-coupled receptor activity; olfactory receptor activity; odorant binding
Source: RefSeq, a predicted model, not a curated record